UUUCAAAAUCUCCUACCAACAAUUCUUCCUUGAUAAUUCAUACUCCCCAUUGAGUGAUGGCGGCUUAUGCUGCAGCAAAUUCUUUGAUGAACACGAUUCAGCUUAUUCUAGAAUCGCCUCGCCUUUCGCUGGUUCCUCCCUCCCCGAAAAUCUUGCAACCCGCCUACGAUGCCAUGUGUUGCUUGCAGCAAAAUCUGCAAAAAUUGGAUGAGACGAGCAGCAGCAAGAUCAGGACGAAGGUGAACGAUCUGGAUGAACGAAUCAAAGAGGCCAUAUGGGAAUUCGAAGAUUUACUAGAAACAUGUUACACCAAUCAGAUUCUUCCACAGCUCGAAAGCUCAGGAGGUGUGAGAUAUCAGCUGUCUUUCUCUGUAGAUCUGCAGAGUCUGCGACAAAGUGUUGAUUGCUUCGUCGAGAGGGUGGCGGUGAUGGAGGCGGAGUACGAUGCUGAACUGCUGAAUAUGCCUGAGGAAGAAGGCGAACCUAUUUCUUUGAGAAUUGAUUUUAGUGGAAUCAACUCAAAUAUGGUUGGAUUAACUUAUGAAUUUGAACGUGUCAGGGAAUAUCUCGUUGAAGAUGAAGGGAAAUGGGUGUCGGUUAUUGGGAUGGCAGGGGUUGGAAAGACAACUCUGGCUAAGAAAGUAUUUGAGGAUCCAUCGGUUCAGAGACAUUUUGAGCUCCGAGCAUGGGUUAGAAUGGGCAGAAAAUGUGAAUUCAAUGAAAUAUUGCGAUGCAUUUUAGCUCAAGUGGAUCCCAACAUUCGCAACCAAAUGCUUACCAAAAGAGACGAUGGUGAUGACAAGAAACUAGUUGGUCUCUUUGAAGAGAGAUUGAAAGAUAAAAGAUGUCUCGUUGUGUUUGAUGAUGUAUGGGAAUGGGACAUGCAACUAAUGGAAAGCUUGGCAAAAGGGAAUGUCCAAAUCUUGUUAACAAGCAGGAUAAGAAUGAAACAUUCAUUCAUAGUACUACCCUUGUUGAGUGAUGAAGAAAGUAAGAAAUUACUUAGCGAGAAGGUGUUUGGUGAAGAUGGUUUCCCGCCUCACCUUGAUGAACUAGGAGAGAAGAUUGCCAAAAAAUGUGAAGGUCUUCCACUUGUGAUAGUCACAGUUGCAGAGCUCAUAUCCAUAGAGCACAAAAUUCGGACCGAGGAAGCCCAAAAACAACAACUCAUAUCCAAAGAAGACAAAAUCCUAAAAUUCUGGAUUGAGGUAGCUGAAAAACAACAACAUCCAGUCUUCGUGAAUGCAUAUGAUCAAAUAUUUGAGGUACUUUAUCCAAGCUAUGAAUACUUACCUCAACAUUUGAAAAUGUUAUUUCUCUAUUUGGGAACUUUCCCUCCAUAUAGUAAUAUCACUAUGUUCUACCUUACCUAUCAAUUAAGUGCUGAGGGGUUUCUCAAACAAAAUAGAGAUCAAACUGUGGAAAGUUUUAUUGAUCAAUGCUCAUCAGACCUUGUUCUUCGGUAUAAUCUUGUCAUAGCCAGAUUAAGUCCAGAUGAAUCUUCGUAUUCAACUGAUGAGUCCCGCGUGCAUUCUUGCUGGCAACACUUAUGUAAGAAAAUAGCUAAUAAGAUCAAGUUUUUGCAUGUUUUUCAAAGUUGCAGUGAUAUUAUACAAGACCAGCGUCGGUUGUGUGUACAUUCCAACAGUUUAUUUUGUUUCAAAGAGGUGUAUCAUUCAAUAAAAAGUAAUUGUGCAUCCAUGACCCGCUCUCUCCUUUGUUAUGGUCCUUACCACCAAUAUCCUGUGCCAAUAUAUGCCAUGGAUUUCAAGUUGCUAAGAGUACUAUAUGCUCGUAGAGUCCGAUUUUACCAUUUUCCACUUGAAAUUCUAAAACUAGUUUGUCUAAAGUACCUUGCCCUAACUUGUAACAAAGAGCUACCUUCUUCCAUAUCCAACCUUUUUCACCUUCAAUCCUUGAUCAUAGAACAACAUAUGAACAUUAGAAAGCGUGGAACUCUGUCAUAUAUGCCGGUGGAAAUAUGGGACAUGCAAGAACUACAGCAUAUUGAGGUAAUUGGAAGAGACCUACCAACUCCUAAUAGUGGUGCAACUCUGGACAAACUCAUGAAUCUUUAUGGUGUGACUGCAAAGAGUUGCACUAGUGAAAUUCUCAGAAGAAUCCCUAAUUUAAUGAGAUUAGGAAUUGAUGUGGAGUUGAAGCCUUAUGAUGAUAGUGAUGAUAGCAACCCAUUGAGCGGCUUUGAUCAUAUCUCCGAUGAACUCCAAAAUUUGACCACGUUUUCAUUUAUCCUACUGAACCCUGUUAUGAAGCUUGAGUCUAUGGUUUCUCUUUCAAUGUUCCCAUCAAGUUUGACAGAAUUAGAAUUGGGUGGCUUAGGGUGUCCAUGGAAACACAUGAAUGACAUUGGUUCAAUGUUACCGAAUCUCAAGAUUCUCCAGUUAAGACACUACGCCUUUCAAGGUCCGGAAUGGAAUAUAGAAUCAAACUGUUUUUUGAAACUUGAGAAAGUUCAAAUCAAUGACACCGAUUUGGUGCGAUUGAGAGCUGAACAUGGAAGCAUUCCAAGGCUUAAAUACCUAGGCAUGCAUGAUUGCUACAAAUUACAAGAACUCAACUUGGCGCGUGAUCCUUCGAUGGUCACAACUGAAAUUGAACUAUUUGACUGCAAUCUCUUAGUCAUCAUUCCUGCCAAAUCCAUGUUGACGUUUGAAAUUUACUCUUCAUUCUACUACUCUAUAUAACAGGCCAGUCUUUUGGGAUGAGUUCUCCUAUUUGGUCGGUAUCAAUUGGUGCUUUCAUUGAGACCCCAAACGGCUCGGAGUAGUGGCCGGACAACAAAUUCACCAGGACCAACGAGUACCUUUGGGGCCGACUCGGAAUGGUGGCCGGAAAAAGAAUUGCCGUGACCGAAGUGGCCGUGACUAGGUGUGCACAUGGUACAAAAAUCGCCGGUUCCGGUUCGGAACCGGCGGUUAACGGUUCAAAAAAAUGUUGAACCUGAACCGGCCCGCCAAGGGUUUAGCCGGUUCCGGCAACGGUUCAAAACUGCCGGUUCCGGGCCAGUUCAGCGGUUCACUUUACCUUUUUUUUAAAAUUUUUGUUUUGCCUUGUG
Salvia hispanica is the source of this 3076-nucleotide messenger RNA. The record is from RefSeq and is a predicted model, not a curated record. NCBI's taxonomy places the organism in Eukaryota, Viridiplantae, Streptophyta, Magnoliopsida, Lamiales, Lamiaceae.